Molecule: messenger RNA, 1022 nt
Organism: Loa loa (African eye worm)
Lineage: Eukaryota; Metazoa; Nematoda; Chromadorea; Rhabditida; Onchocercidae
Exons: 6
Coding region: 201-1022 (273 amino acids)
Biological process (GO): lipid droplet organization; phospholipid biosynthetic process; lipid storage
Cellular component (GO): endoplasmic reticulum membrane
Source: RefSeq, a predicted model, not a curated record
CUUGAAUCGUAUUCGUAAUAUCGUGGCAUUAGUUAAAGCACUACAAUUGUACAGCUUCUGUUUGCAGGUUGCAUUUAUCUUUGGUAAAUUCAGAGGUUUUGCAAGCUAAAAUAAAUGCAGAACUCUUGAGCUUAUUGCAGACUUUUUGUACUAUUAACGAUAUCAGAUUUUUAAUAAACUCAAAUCGAGGCAAGUGUACAAUGGCGGAUAAAACUCAUUAUCGGCAAUCCGUACAACAUCAUUCAAAUGUCGCUGAAGCUUGUGAUAUUCUAUGUGGUAUAUCGAUACAGUUUGCCCGUAAAUAUCUCUAUUUAAGAACAGAUCGGAAAGCUAUCUUCCAUCUACUGGCAGUUUUUCUGUUGUCACUUUUCGCUGCUCUUGUUCCUUUACCCGAUCAUUAUUAUUUUGUGAAGAAGAAUAAUAUUUUGAACAAUUACUUUGUUAAACUGGGUUGGUUCUGGACAUGUAUCGUUGUAUGUCCAUUUAUUUGGUAUAUUUCGACUGCUAUUGGGCAAAGCAUGUCUGGGAUUAUACAGAAUUUAAGCCGAAUGGUAAUCGCCACAAUAGUAUGGUACUAUUGCACUCAUUCAUUUGUGGUAUUUGAACAUAUGACGGGCCACUGUUAUGGGUCUGAGCUGAGUCCUCGUUCGUCGUGUUCUGUCGAUGGUGGUAAGUGGGUCCCUGGCUUUGAUAUCAGUGGUCAUUGCUUUAUCCUUAUUUACAGUUCUCUUAUCAUAUGUGAAGAAGCAUUAGCAUUCCGUAGCAUAACAAUAGUUCAUCGCACUCGAAGGACGCCGUCGGUUAAAAACGAAAAUCUUAUUCGAAUUUUCUUCAUUUGUAUGUGUGUUCUUCAUCUACUUUGGGAUUUCGAAUUGUUGAUCUCGGUCCUUUAUUACCAUCAUAUAUAUCACAAAGUGAUGGGUGCAUUGAUCGCCAUUCUUUGUUGGUAUUUUACCUAUCAUAUUUGGUACAGGAAGGUUGGAAUUCCACCGUUGCCAUUACAGCUUCGUAAAGUGAUGUAA